ACCAAUGGCAGAAUCAUCAGUCAUACAAUGAGUUUCCCUUUUUCUCAACAAUGACCAUAAUGACCUUUCCCACUCUUAUAAAAGCUUCCUUCAUCUCUCAAUUAUACCGCGUCUUUCUCAUUUACACUCCAAUCUAACUCCUUACAAAAUCUCAAAUUCCGACAAACCCAUUUCCAAUGGCAACCGACACCACACCCGGAUCCGGAUCCAUUUCCACCCCAACCAGUGUCAAUGGCGACACCGAACCCCGCAAAAUAGCACUGAUCACUGGCAUAACCGGUCAGGACGGUUCAUACCUGACCGAAUUCCUCCUCAACAAAGGCUACGAGGUUCACGGGCUGAUCCGCAGAUCAUCAAACUUCAACACUCAGCGAAUAAACCAUAUCUAUAUCGACCCACACAAUGCCCACAAGGCCAGAAUGAAGCUUCACUACGCUGAUCUCACCGACGCCUCCUCACUCCGAAGAUGGCUCGACAUUAUUGCCCCUGACGAAGUCUACAAUCUGGCAGCUCAAUCCCACGUGGCGGUGUCCUUUGAGAUUCCUGAUUACACUGCCGACGUGGUCGCCACCGGUACUCUGCGGUUACUCGAAGCUGUUAGAUCUCAUAUUGACGCCACUGGGCGGAAGCAAAUUCGGUAUUACCAGGCGGGAUCGUCGGAGAUGUUUGGAUCUACUCCGCCACCGCAGGCGGAGGACACUCCAUUUCAUCCCAGAUCUCCGUAUGCAGCCUCCAAAUGCGCUGCACAUUGGUAUACAGUCAACUACAGGGAAGCAUACGGGCUGUACGCUUGUAACGGGAUACUGUUCAACCACGAGUCGCCGCGACGAGGAGAGAAUUUUGUGACGAGGAAGAUCACAAGGGCUGUCGGGAGGAUCAAAACUGGGCUUCAAAGUAAAUUGUUCUUAGGGAAUUUGAGUGCCUCGCGGGACUGGGGUUUCGCGGGGGAUUACGUGGAGGCAAUGUGGAUGAUGCUACAGCAAGAGAAGGCUGAUGAUUAUGUGGUGGCCACUGAGGAAUCUCAUACUGUGGAGGAGUUUUUAGAGGUGGCGUUUGGGUAUGUUGGAUUGAAGUGGAAGGACCAUGUGGUGAUUGAUAAGCGGUAUUUCAGACCGGCUGAGGUUGAUAAUUUGAAAGGCGAUUCGAGUAAGGCUAGGAAAGUUCUGGGUUGGAAACCUAAGGUUGGGUUUGAGCAGCUGGUUAAAAUGAUGGUUGAUGAAGAUGUUGAGAUAGCUAAGAGGGAGAAGGUUCUUGUUGAUGCUGGCUUCAUGGAUGCUCAACAACAACCUUGAUUUAUAUGAAUUGAUUAUGAUAUAGCCCACUUUCAUACAGCUACCGUGAGUCCUAAAGUACUACUGGAGCUAUUCUCAAUGUAUCGUGAAUGGCAGGAACAGAAGGCCCAACAGAUUGGCAAUCAACAGGAAAACCAAGGAACUGGU
Molecule: messenger RNA, 1439 nt
Organism: Mercurialis annua (annual mercury)
Lineage: Eukaryota; Viridiplantae; Streptophyta; Magnoliopsida; Malpighiales; Euphorbiaceae
Product: GDP-mannose 4,6 dehydratase 1
Exons: 3
Coding region: 177-1292 (371 amino acids)
Biological process (GO): GDP-mannose metabolic process
Molecular function (GO): GDP-mannose 4,6-dehydratase activity
Source: RefSeq, a predicted model, not a curated record